UCGCCUGUGCACGUAACACUGAAAGCGGGUGUAAUAAAUUACAAAAAUAAUAUACAACUAUUACAGUGUAUAGUAUUUCAAGACAACAGCAGAAGCCACAUCACAAUUUAGCGUACGGGAAGGUGCAAAACACGGGCUGGCUCAAAAAACUACUUUGACCGGCAUUAUCGUUACUUAAAACUAGAGAGACCGGACUGAGACUGAAAUAUCUUCCCUGUUUUUAACGUUUUGAGACCAGUUAAAGUUCUGACAUCGUAUAACUAACCCAACGCGUUUCAAUUUUCCUUUUGACAGAAAGGAAAUCUCACUGAUUCGUAUCCGAGGGUUCAUAGUCUCCAGUAUCUACGCCCUGUUCUUCUCUAGCUCAACCAUGGCAGGAUUCAUUUCAGUCACGACUCUACUUUUUAUGGAUACUUCGCUGACAUCGUUUAAAGUCUUUACUUUGCUUACUCUUUUAACUAACUUAAAGAUGGUAGUCACGAUCUUUAUAGCAGAUUCAUUACGCUACAUUGCCGAUGCAAGAACUGCAUGCAGUAGGAUGCAAAACUUAAUAGAAAAGAAAUCCAUGUUAACACGCAACAUGGAUUACCAGGACAAGCCGUCUUCUCCAGAAGUUUCCUUCAAAGGCAAAGGGUAUGAACCAGAAUUUGCUACAACUGAGAGCUUUAAAAAAGCAAAACCUCAUCCGAAACUAGGCCAGACAUCUCAAAACAUUAAACCAGGGAUAUUUCUUGAGGACGUUUCCUGUUCGUGGAACCAAACAACAGAACUUCCUGCGUUACAAAGUGUUUCAUUGAGUCCUGCAAAUGGGCAACUUCUGGGCAUAACAGGGCCAGUUGGAAGCGGCAAAACGUCAUUGUUGAUGACCAUCCUAGGAGAACUCCCAAUCUCCUCUGGCAAAAUUUCUUGUAUUGGAAAAAUAGCCCUCGUCUCCCAAACACCAUGGGUCUAUUCUGGUACUGUGCGAGACAACAUCGUUUUUGGCAACCAAUUCGACGUGCAAAGGUACAACAAGGUUAUCGAGGUUUGUGACUUGGAGAAAGAUAUAGCAAGCUUCACGAAACGUGAUCUAACUGAGAUUGGACAACGUGGAGUGAUCCUAAGUGGUGGUCAGCGUGCACGAGUUAGUCUGGCACGCGCAAUCUACUCAGAUGCGGACAUCUACUUAUUGGAUGAUCCACUCAGUGCAGUGGAUGCCAAAGUCGGUAAACAUUUGUUUGAUAAAUGCAUCAAAGAGUUCUUAGACGGGCGAAUGCGUAUUCUGGUCACUCAUCACUUACAGUUUCUGAAAGAAACAGACAGCAUUGUUGUCCUGCAGAAUGGCUCCGUUAUCUGUGAAGGAACGUACAGUCAAAUAGAAAAGGACAAACAAGUUGCUUCUUGCUUUGUAUCUCAAGAAAAGAAAGAUUUCAAUGGCGAGCAAAACAAUGACGAGAGGUUUUCGGUAUUCAGUGAAGAUACCUUGAAAUCGAUGAGGUCCACUAGAGAACACCAUGAUAGGGUAGAUCUGGAAGAUGAAGCGGAAGACAGAAUGGUUGGAACCGUUAAGUGGUGGUUGUACUGGAAAUACUUACGAGCUGCGCUCCCAACGAUUUUGAUAAUCAGACUUAUGGUUUUCUUCGCAAUUGUUCAGGUGUUCUUGAUAGCGCCCUUCUGGUGGCUGUCUCGGAUGACUGAGAUGCCAUUUGGACAACAGAAGAGUCACACAACGCUUUUGGUGUACGGAUCCAUUGUUACGGGCUCCUUGCUUCUUACGCUAAUAUCCUCGUUCUGUUUCUACCUCGCUGCUCUGAAAGCUUCAGAAAACCUCCAUGACCAGAUGACAAAAGCAGUUAUGAAAGCACCAGUGCUAUUCUUUGACACUAAUCCGGCAGGUCGCAUCUUAAACCGUUUCUCUAAAGAUGUUGGGUGCAUGGACGAUAUCCUUCCAGGAGAAUUCCUUUUUGCCAUUCAGUUGUGUCUAUACUUUUUCAGUGCUACCAUACUUUCAGCAGUAGCAAAUGUGUGGCUUUUUAUCACUUGUACACCUUUGACGCUUUUGUUUAUGUACCUGGCUAAGUAUUACUUGAGAUCCGCUCGUGAGAUCAGGCGACUUGAGGCGAUAACCUGCAGUCCAGUGUAUUCCCAUAUUGCUGAUAGCUUGGCAGGAUUGGAGAUAAUUCGAUCAUCCGAGAUG
Molecule: messenger RNA, 2176 nt
Organism: Orbicella faveolata
Lineage: Eukaryota; Metazoa; Cnidaria; Anthozoa; Scleractinia; Merulinidae
Product: ATP-binding cassette sub-family C member 4-like
Biological process (GO): transmembrane transport
Cellular component (GO): membrane
Molecular function (GO): ATP hydrolysis activity; ATP binding; ABC-type transporter activity
Source: RefSeq, a predicted model, not a curated record